AGAAAACAACUCAAACGUUGCACGAUGACUAUAGCAACGGCGCAUAUAGCCUCAAUAAACAAACCAAUAAAAUUAAUUUAAAGUUAAAGAAAAUGUAAGACUCUGGGUUAGGAAAUUCUUUUCCUGUUGUCUUUAGAUCGACCAACUAACUCUUGUUUGAACCUUUUUAGUUAAAUUUGAUAAAUAAGUGAAUUAAGGGACACAACUUAUGUGUCUUUGUUUUCACCCCACUCCAAACUACCAAUAAGUUCAAGUGUAGAAUAAUGUCAAGGGUGUUAUGAAACCAUCAUCAGCUUUAAUGACCGAUUCACGUAAAUGUCUAUUUCGAAGCUGCGUGGUAAAUCAGCCCUUGGAAGAACAAACUGUGAAAAUACCACAACUAGCCAUUGCACAACUUUAGCCAACAAUAAUAGCAACAACAGCAACAGCAACAAUAACUCUAGUAACAACAAUAAACUAACCAAGUCCUCCUACAUACCUCAGACGUCACUGCUGAAAAUCGAACCAUUUGUUCCUAGUCUCAAUGCGAGACUCCGCCGACCAAUACACAGAUCUUACAGCACUCUUAGUUCUAGUUACUUUAAGAAGCUCACAAAUCAACAAAACCAUCAUCGUUUGAACGGACCAAAUGCUGAAGCUUUAAAAGCACGAGGUAAAGAAGUCACAUCAUUCCAAAGGCAAAGAUCUAAAUCAUCGGGUUCAUCAUCGUCUUUGGUUAAUCAAUCGGUGGCAGCAACUGUUGUUACCCAGCAACCGAAUGGAGUGUGUCGAAUUGUACGGAGUCCUAAGGAGCAAGAGAAACUCCCGGAUCGCAUCAACUACGACCGUCGUGGAUUGGGAGCUAUUCCCAUCUUCGAGAACGAGCUAAAUCUCAGGUUACUCUCGUUGCAGCAUAAUCUAAUAAAUGUUUUUCAUAUUCCACAGCAAGGCGGAAGUAGUGUAGAUAAGCAACAGCAAGGCCAGCAGCCUGAUGAUGAAGGUGCAAGUGGAAAGCUGGACAAAGAUACUAACGCUAACAUUAAUAACAACAUCCCAAAGGCCAAAUUAUCAAAUAAUCCUCGCAACUCAAUAAGCAAGAGAUCUUCAUCGCCACUGGUCAAUGCCGUUCCUUUAAACUCAAAUCCUCUCCAUCCGACCAGGUUCAGCCCGUCGUCGCAAGGAAAUGAAGGCAUGAGAUCCAAUCGCUUGCUCAUCAAAAACUCCAUAAUUCUGAAUACUUCUUCGAACACAAUAAACACUAUGAAGAAGUCGAAGAGCUUCAUCUCAAACUACUCUAAGCAUCUGUCGAGCUUGAGGAAAAACCUUCAUUCCAAAUGUUCGGUGGCACGAGCUGUGGACAGCACUGUCCGACAGUCACCAGGUUCACUCGAUGUGAGCCCUUGCGAGAGCCCCGUAGAUAUCCUCAAUGUAAAAAACAACCAGUUGCUAACUUCGUAUGGUGAAAUAUUCCAGAACUUGGUCUUUCUCGACCUCUAUGACAACCAAAUAGAGAAAAUCUCUAACCUGGAUGGACUGACCAAUCUUACGGUUUUGCUUUUGGGUAAGAACCGCAUCAACGAUAUGACGGGUCUGGCUUCUUUGAAGAAUACCCUGCGAGUCCUUGAUUUGCAUGGCAAUAGAAUAACAUCCAUCGGAAACAAGAUAAACUGCCUCCAAGAGCUGAAAUCCUUGAAUCUGGCCGGUAAUCAAAUCAGGCACAUAAACCAGAACGACUUCAUGGGCUUAAUGAACCUUCGCGAGUUGAAUUUGAAGCGUAACAAGAUAAAACGAGUAAACGGGUUCAAUCACUUGACCAGCCUUGAACGCCUAUGGCUGUGCCACAACGAUUUGCACAAGGUCGAGGACAUGUCAUCUAUAGCCAAAGCCAUAAACCUUCUCGAAGUCACCAUCGAGAACAAUCCGGUAUCGCUGGCUGGAGAUUGUGUCUCGUUUCUGGUGAGUUAUUUGCCUAAGCUGCAAAUGCUAAGCCAAAUGCCAAUAACCGAGCAGGUACGUCGCGCAGCCAUGGCCUGGCGCCGAAACAAGGAACUCUCUGACAGCAACUAUUCCAAUCUGUCGUCAGAUGUUUUUAGCAGUAUUCGAAGAGAGGAGGUGAUUUCAAAUGCUCGAACUAACUGGGAACUGCUUCGUUCACAGCAGACCCUUCAUAAGAAUUUGACAUCAAUAGCAAAUACCGUUCCAGUUUUAAUUCCUCCACCUCAAGAGACUGUUUCCACUGCUGCGGUUGUGGCUGUGGAAAUCCAACAGGAAGCUGUAAAACUCCCACCUAUUCAAGGUCAAAAGCAAAAUCCCUUCGGAUCGAAUGAGCCAUCGGAAAAAACACACUCAUCUGCUUCCAGUUUGGGACCAAACGUCGACUCAUCUUCGAGCUAUUUUAGCUCGGACAAUGAAGAUCGUGACUUGUCAACACGUUCCAAGGGAAAACGUCAACGAGAGAACGAGUAUUAUAACUCAAAGGAAACUAAUACUGUAAUAAUGAACAAGGAAAACGAGGAAGAGAAUAAGCCUACUGAGCACGAAGAAACGGUUGAACACCCAAUGGAACCCACAAUGAAAAUAGUAGUGGAUUCAUCACCCACCACCAUUCAAGAUCCUUCUGUAUUGAUUCCUUUGCAAUCGACUGUUAAUAAUGGCAGCAGCGUACUAAACACAGAUAAAUCAUCAGCGCCGUUAUCGUUGGGAACCACAGCAGCCUCUACCUUAGGAGCAGCAGUAGCAACAUCUAAAUCACAGCAACAUAAAAACCCUUCGAUGAACCUAGCGGUUCAUGUCAACAAUAAUUCUGGCACUACAGCGAAUCCAAAUGUCACAACAAAACGCUACAUGAAUGGAAGUCUAAUGAGAUCCCAAACAACAAAGCCUGCUACAACCGUCACCGUUUCUGCCGCCAAUCGGACACCUGCACAACUAAUUCACAACAACUCGACAGCAAAUAAUGUAGUUGCAGCCUCCGGAUCAGGUAAUGGCAGUGGUUCUUCUUUGAAUAACAACGGCAGUGGCGUAACAUCGUCCUGCAACAAUGGAACCUCCUCCAAUGCCGGCGGAAGUAAAACAUCGACAACAACUUCUGCUACCAAUAUAGCUUCUUCAACUUCUACAACAGGAACUACCAACGCUAAGCAGGCAGUGGAGCGAGAACGCGAACAGGGAGGCGAUUACUUGAUAGAGAUAUGCGGUCGUUAUCUGAAUGUGUACGGAACGGGAGCAUUACGUUUUAUUGACAAGCAAUGGAGCGCUCAGAAAGCCGGUGAUGUGCACACCCUAAAUUUUAGCUACAUUAACUUCAAUAGCAUAACAGCGGUGCUCGGAAGGGUCAAAGCUCGGUUUCCGCACGCGGAGCACUUUGUUUUCCGCGAAACGAAUAUCUCUUGCUUGGGCCAAUUGAACGCAAUGGCCGAACUGCAAGGCAUCACUUCCCUGACCAUUGAUUCGGAAGGCAACCCCAUUUGCGCCAAGGAAUGGCGUCUUUAUGCUAUCUAUCGAUUGUCGCAUUGGGGCUUAAAGACCAUCAACGGACAAGAAGUGAACGAGGACGAGGUUAGCGCUGCACAGCAGUUGUAUGUUGGCCUAUCGGAUUUGGUGUUGUGGUCGAUGCCAGAUGGGAUGUUGCAGCCCUUACUGGGACGCCUCAGACUCGAGGAGAAUUGCUCGUCGAGCAAGUUGACGCCCAAAGAAUGGUUACUAAAAGCCGACAAUGCGUUGAAGGUGGUUGUGGGAAAAGAGGCCUUACAAUGGAAGAAACCACCGAGUGGAGACUUUGAGAAUAGCACGACCAGGGAACGUGGCCGUAUGCACUUUUCUCUAAUGAUUGAGAAUACGUGCAAUGCUGUGGAAAAACUGAAUGCGUUGGAGGAAUUGUGGCCUAGUUUAUUGUUGGACAUUGUUAGAAACACUUUGUUGGAUUAUUCACAACUGGAUGUUUAUUUGAAAAAUUUGAUGGCGGAGAUUAUGAAUAAGUGAAAAAAAUAAUUGCAAAGCGGAUUGUGUUCGUUAAUAAAAAAGAGGGUGUGUAGAAAAGAAAGUUCGAAAUAAAAUU
Molecule: messenger RNA, 4036 nt
Organism: Eupeodes corollae
Lineage: Eukaryota; Metazoa; Arthropoda; Insecta; Diptera; Syrphidae
Product: ras guanine nucleotide exchange factor V
Exons: 1
Coding region: 316-3960 (1214 amino acids)
Molecular function (GO): protein binding
Source: RefSeq, a predicted model, not a curated record